AUGGACGGAAGGAAGGAGAUCUCGCCCUCGCCGCUUCCGGAUCGUGCAGCGUCAUGGGCGUCGAGCCAAGGGGCGAGGGAACGUAGGAACGAAGGAGUAGGAGGCAAGGAGCGAAGGAAGGAACGUAGGAGGAAGGAGCGAAGGAUCGUAGGAGUAGGAGGCAAGGAGCGAAGGAACGUAGGAGCCAAUGAACGUAGGAGCGAAGGAUCGUUGGAACGUAGGAUUCAAGGAGCCAUGAAACGCAGAGGAGGAUCAAAGGAACGUGAAGCGAAAUAUUGUAAGGGACAAGGAGUCAGUGAACCCAGGGAACACGAGAUGAAGUCACCCGACGAGACAAGUUCACCCGACGAGACAAGUUCACCCGACGAGACAAGUUCACCCGACGAGACAAGUUCACCCGACGAGACAAGUUCACCCGACGAGACAAGUUCACCCGACGAGACAAGUUCACCCGACGAGACAAGUUCACCCGACGAGACAAGUUUACCCGACGAGACAAGUUCAUCCUCCAACAAGUUCAACCAACCAUUAGUUGAUGACGUCACGCUAGCUGAUGACGUCACGCUGGCUGAUGACGUCACGCUCCAACCCGUACCAGGGGAUCUCUCGCGAGGAAAGGGAACUCCCGCCGCCGCUCCUGCUGAGGCUGCUGCUGCUGAUUCAUGGGCUCUGCGGCCGCUGCUGAAGGCGGGGCGCACCGUCCCUGACACCACAACAGGCACUCUAGACAAUGCUGACACCACCGCCGCCCGUGACAACAGCAGCGCUGACAACACCGCCGCCCAUGACAACAACAGCGCUGACACCACCGCCGCCCAUGACAACAGCAGCGCUGACACCACCGCCGCCUCUGACAACAGCAGCGCUGACACCACCGCCGCCCAUGACAACAGCAGCGCUGACACCACCGCCGCCCCUGACAACAACAGCGCUGACACCACCGCCGCCCAUGACAUCAGCAGCGCUGACAACACCGCCGCCCCUGACAACAGCAGCGCUGACACCACCGCCGCCCAUGACAACAGCAGCGCUGACACCACCGCCGCCCCUGACAACAAAAGCGCUGACACCACACGUACUCUUUCAACCACUCCCUCGCUCUCUUCGUGGCCGGCUGAAGCAAUCGCCUCCGCUCGCUCUUCAUGA
Messenger RNA from Penaeus indicus, 1146 nucleotides. Its product is annotated as dentin sialophosphoprotein-like. NCBI's taxonomy places the organism in Eukaryota, Metazoa, Arthropoda, Malacostraca, Decapoda, Penaeidae. The record is from RefSeq and is a predicted model, not a curated record. The coding region runs from base 1 to 1146 and encodes 381 amino acids. The transcript is spliced from 7 exons.